Messenger RNA from Rotaria socialis, 396 nucleotides. NCBI's taxonomy places the organism in Eukaryota, Metazoa, Rotifera, Eurotatoria, Philodinida, Philodinidae. The record is from the annotation of a GenBank genome assembly.
AUGACAACAAAUAGCAACAUUGAAAAACUUGAUGUAAAACUACCAAACUCAGAAGAUUCAGGAAAACUAGCAUUUAUUUUAUUCAACGUUUUUACAGAAGAAGAAUGUUCUGAAUGGAUUAAAUUGACAGAAGAACGCUGUUAUAAGCCAGCACUAGUUAAUGUAGGUGUGCGCGAAGUUUCCAUGCCUGAUGUUCGCAAUAAUGAUAGAUGUAUUAUUGAUGAUGUUGAUAUGGCAAAAAAAUUAUUUGAUCGUAUUAAAUCAUAUUUACCAGACAAGUGGAACAGUUAUCAAUUAGUUGGACUCAAUGGACGUCUUCGUUUUCUUCGAUAUGAUCCUGGACAAGUAUUUAAAGGACAUAUGGGUAUAAUUGUUUUAUUUAUUCAGAUAUCAUGA